This is a messenger RNA of Acanthocheilonema viteae, 705 nucleotides long. NCBI's taxonomy places the organism in Eukaryota, Metazoa, Nematoda, Chromadorea, Rhabditida, Onchocercidae. The record is from the annotation of a GenBank genome assembly.
AUGUAUGAAAUAUCAAGACGAUGGUUAUCAGCAAUAACAUAUCGGAUUGUACUUGACCAACGAUUACGUGAACAAUUUUGUGAACGUCUUAAGCAACAGUCGAUGGAUCCUAUCUAUCCACCUUAUCCGGUUCAUCGAUCAUCUUUUAAGAAAAGAGAUAGCGCCGUGCUGAUACCAUUGGUAUAUAUCGAAAAAUCACCAUCAAUAAUAUUUACUCAUCGAUCACUGCUGCUAGCUAAUCAUCGUGGUGAGGUGAGCUUUCCAGGUGGACGCUUGGAGCAAGGCGAAACUUACGAGCAGGCAGCAUUACGUGAAAGUGCAGAAGAGUUUGGCUUAUAUUCCUAUCAAGUUCAAGUUUGGGGUCGCUUAAAGCCUAUAAUAGCACGUAAUCCUAUAAGCACUGUAAUUCCAGUUGUUGGUUUAGUACAAAAUAUUACCGAUUUCAAUACAAUCAAAGCAAAAGAUGACGAAGUGCAAACUGUUUUCGCUGCACCAAUUGAUGAACUUUGCACCAAACAUCAUUAUACACAUUUCAGAAAAGGUAAUAUAAACUAUAAAUUACCGGUUUUUUUCACUUCACGUCAUUACAUUCUUGCGGCAAAUGUAACACCGCAAAAUGAAUACCGAAUUUGGGGUUUAACUGCCGGAAUGCUUCACCUUGCACUGCUCAAUUUGUUCCCUGAAUUUUAUCAGCCGAAAAUUUAA